AUGUGUGUCUCAUUUCGGAUAGCCGUUUUAUCAGUUAUCUGCCUAACUGUAGCUUCUGGUCAACCGUCGGUUGGAAGCAGAAGAUUGCGAAGAAUGAAUGUUGAAGACGACGCUCAGAAUGAAAUCAACAGUGCUGAAGAUUCUACAUCGAAAGGUAGAGCCGAUGAGAGUUCCUGGUGGCCUUCGGCAGAGUUCAGCAUUUUACAGAAAGUUUAUGACGAUUGCAGUGCCCAUAAACACGUGUCAAUAUGCCUGAAAAGUAAGGCUUUAACAGCAAUAACAAGGGCAAUGGAACAGGACAGUGUACAGCUAGCUGAUGGUCUCUCGUUAGUGAGACAAACCGAUUCGCCGGUUGCAGUAGCGGAGCCGCGUUUCAUGCCUGGUAUGUCAACGGAAGACAAACUUGACACUAUGCUGCGCACGCGAUUCGAGCAAUUGUUAAGCACGCAUACGGUUUCAAUGGAUCUUGUGUCGGAAGGCAGAGGCCGAGGAAAAAAAGUUUUACCCUACCUGAUGCUUGGUAUUUUUACGACUGUGAGCAUUGUUGGUGGUUUGGCUUUGAAAACAUUAGCUGCGAUUGCCGGUAAAGCGCUUAUCGCCAGUAAGGUGGCUCUUACUAUCGCCGGUAUCAUUGCAUUGAGAAAACUAUUCAGCCAUGACGGCACCACUGGAGAAACCACAUUCCAGGUUCACGCUGAUGGCCAUCAUAGUCUUUAAUUCCAAGGCGGAACCUUUAUGUGGUGAGGCCGGCGAAGUCGAGCGCGGUAGACCCAUAUCGAUACUACGAGGAAUAGAACGAAGGUGCCGGUGCACGAGUUCCACUGCCGCAUCGACUUCGCAUUGUGUUAUUUAAUCCUUCACAUAAAACGAUACAAAAUAACCUCAUUGACCCUAAACCAAAGUGACUUCCAAAC
Danaus plexippus (monarch butterfly) is the source of this 914-nucleotide messenger RNA. RefSeq lists its product as uncharacterized. NCBI's taxonomy places the organism in Eukaryota, Metazoa, Arthropoda, Insecta, Lepidoptera, Nymphalidae. The transcript has 4 exons. Bases 1 to 717 code for a protein of 238 amino acids. The record is from RefSeq and is a predicted model, not a curated record.